AUGUUUAAUCGGUUGAAUGACAAUGUCAAUGAGCUCAAGGGUCUUGGAUUUGAUGUGCCGGAUCAUGGCAGCUCCACGGACGCCAAUGCCGGAGGACAACAGGGAUCCAUCAGGCGGCGCAGGCGUGGGCUCCACCCGUCGACGUUGGCAGCGCUCCUGGUCGUGCCGUACGUGGCGAUCAGGAAGCACAAGAGCAGCGGCGGCGGCCUAGAGUGCACCCUGUGCCUGACCGCGUUCGACGACGGCGAUGAGCUCCAGCUGCUGCCGCAGUGCUCCCACGCGUUCCACUCGGACUGCAUCGACCCCUGGCUCGAGGACCACGUCACCUGCCCGCUGUGCCGGCCGUGCUAA
This is a messenger RNA of Panicum virgatum (switchgrass), 351 nucleotides long. Its product is annotated as RING-H2 finger protein ATL34-like. The transcript is spliced from 2 exons. The coding region runs from base 1 to 351 and encodes 116 amino acids. NCBI's taxonomy places the organism in Eukaryota, Viridiplantae, Streptophyta, Magnoliopsida, Poales, Poaceae. The record is from RefSeq and is a predicted model, not a curated record.